CUGUCUGCGAACACUGAGCUGCCUGGCGCCGUCUUGAUACUUUCAGAAAGAAUGCAUUCCCUGUAAAAAAAAAAAAAAUACUGAAGAGAGGGAGAGAGAGAGAAAGAGAGAGGAAAAGAGAGAGAGAGACGGAGAGCGCGCGAGACAGAGCGAGCCACGCAAUCUGACCGGGCAUUUUCAGCUCUCCCAGGUCCCACGCCUCCUGCUCGCCCUCCUCCUCUCUGCUCCUGGCUACCCAGGUGACCCGGGAGAGACUCAGUCUUGGAGCCGCCGAGGAGCCCCCAGUGCAGAGGAGCCUCACUUGCAGAAUUCCAACCAGUCCUCACCCUUUUUAUUUUUUACAAUUUGGUCUCCUUUUAUCCGUCCGUACCUGAUUUUUGGAAUUUCUUUUUUUCUUCCUCUUCUUCUCUUUGCUAAACUCCCCCGCAAAGAUUUUUUUUUUUUUAAAUCUCAUUUGCUCACCUUUCCUUCCCAGCUUUCCCAUUCGCCCCGUGAAAACAAAUCCUUAAACGACCCCCGCGCCUCCGACGGCAGCAGCAGCACCUGCAGCGCCUCGGAGCCCCGACCUCCCAGCUCGACCGCCCUCCCUCUCCGCGCGCGGGUUCCGGGCCCGGCGAGAGGGCGCGAGCGCAGCCGGGGCCAUGGAGGUGACGGCGGACCAGCCGCGCUGGGUGAGCCACCACCACCCCGCGGUCCUCAACGGGCAGCACCCGGACACGCACCACCCGGGCCUCGGCCACUCCUACAUGGACCCGGCCCAGUACCCCCUGCCCGAGGAGGUGGAUGUACUUUUUAACAUCGACGGUCAAGGCAACCACGUCCCGUCUUACUACGGAAACUCGGUGAGGGCCACCGUGCAGAGGUACCCUCCGACCCACCACGGGAGCCAGGUGUGCCGGCCGCCUCUGCUGCACGGAUCCUUGCCCUGGUUGGACGGCAGCAAGGCCCUGGGCAGCCACCACACCGCCUCGCCCUGGAACCUCAGCCCCUUCUCCAAGACGUCCAUCCACCACGGCUCCCCGGGGCCCCUGUCGGUCUACCCCCCGGCCUCGUCCUCCUCCCUGUCGGCGGGCCACUCCAGCCCGCACCUCUUCACCUUCCCGCCCACCCCGCCGAAGGACGUCUCCCCGGACCCGUCCCUGUCCACCCCGGGCUCGGCCGGCUCAGGCCGCCAGGACGAGAAGGAGUGCAUCAAGUACCAGGUGCCGCUGCCCGACAGCAUGAAGCUCGAGUCUGCGCACCCUCGUGGCAGCAUGACCACCCUGGGAGGGGCGGCCGCCUCGGCCCACCACCCCAUCACCACCUACCCGCCCUACGUGCCCGAGUACAGCUCCGGACUCUUCCCGCCCAGCAGCCUACUCGGGGGCUCCCCCACCGGCUUCGGAUGCAAGUCGAGGCCCAAGGCGAGGUCCAGCACAGAAGGCAGGGAGUGUGUGAACUGUGGGGCGACGUCCACCCCACUGUGGCGACGAGAUGGAACAGGGCAUUACCUGUGCAACGCCUGCGGGCUCUACCACAAGAUGAACGGACAGAACCGGCCCCUCAUCAAGCCCAAGCGAAGGCUGUCGGCAGCAAGAAGGGCAGGUACGUCCUGUGCAAACUGUCAAACCACAACUACGACUCUCUGGAGAAGAAAUGCCAAUGGAGACCCCGUCUGCAAUGCCUGCGGGCUGUACUACAAGCUGCACAAUAUUAACAGACCCCUGACUAUGAAGAAGGAAGGCAUCCAGACCAGAAACCGAAAAAUGUCUAGCAAAUCCAAAAAGUGCAAAAAGGUGCAUGACACGCUGGAGGACUUCCCCAAGAGCAGCUCGUUCAACCCUGCCGCCCUCUCCAGACACAUGUCUUCCCUCAGUCACAUCUCGCCCUUCAGCCACUCCAGCCACAUGCUGACCACGCCCACACCGAUGCACCCACCAUCCAGCCUCUCCUUCGGACCUCACCACCCUUCCAGUAUGGUCACCGCCAUGGGUUAGGGUCCCUGCUCGAGGCUCAGAGGUCACCAGGCGAGAGUCCCUCCAGCCCCUUCUACGUGCAUUUUCGCAGGAGCAGUAUCAUGAAACCGAAACCCGAUGGAUCUAUAUGUUUUUGCAGGCAGAAAGCAACAGGAUGUUUGCCACUUGGACAGAGGAGCCCACUGUGGUGUCUGUGUUCUCACUCCCUGAAUUUGGAUACCAUUUGUGAAUAAGCCAUUCAGACUUAUAUUCCCUAUUGAACAGGGUCUCUCUAGUGCUGUGAAAAAAAAAAUCGCUGAACAUUGCAUAUAACUUAUAUUGUAAGAAAUACUGUACAUUGGAAGAAGACUUUAUUGCCUCUGGGUAGCUGUCAGGAAGGCACGAAGGACGCCGUGCAUUUUAAGGACGAUGGGUGAAAAUCCAAGUGUGGAAAUUAAGAAGAAACUAGUUCUGAUAUCCAAAUGGACAAACUGCCAGUUUUGUUUCCUUUUCCUGGUCACAGUUGUUUGAUGCAUUAAAAGAAAAGAAAAAAAAAAGGAAAAAAAAAAUUGUAGGCAAAUCAUUCGUUCAAAGCGGUGGGCCUCUGCGUGGGAAAUUCUAUCCCUCCGGGCAACGCGUUACACUCCCCUCCUGCCGUGGAGGCUUCAGUUAGACUUUCCCAGGCCUCCGUGCUUUGUGAACAAGUCCCUGUAAUUGUUGUUUGUAUGUAUAAUUCAAAACACCAAAAUAAGAAAAGUUGUAGAUUUAUUUCAUCAUAUUAUACAGACUGAAUUGUUGUACAAAUUUAUUUCCUGCUAGUGUUAAGAACUGCUUUUUUGUUGUUUUUGUUUUUGGUUUUCGUUUCCGUUUUAAUAUUUUCCUUCUCUUUCAAUUUUUGGUUGAAUAAACUAGAUGACGUUCAGUUGA
Messenger RNA from Hippopotamus amphibius kiboko, 2861 nucleotides. It is a transcript of the gene GATA3, whose product is annotated as GATA binding protein 3. The transcript has 6 exons. NCBI's taxonomy places the organism in Eukaryota, Metazoa, Chordata, Mammalia, Artiodactyla, Hippopotamidae. The record is from RefSeq and is a predicted model, not a curated record. Bases 642 to 1976 code for a protein of 444 amino acids. Gene Ontology annotation, molecular function: zinc ion binding; RNA polymerase II cis-regulatory region sequence-specific DNA binding; DNA-binding transcription factor activity, RNA polymerase II-specific. Gene Ontology annotation, cellular component: nucleus. Gene Ontology annotation, biological process: embryonic organ development; regulation of epithelial cell differentiation; positive regulation of transcription by RNA polymerase II.